CGUAGUUUUGCCGAAGUAAGGUAAAUGUCCCUCCUGUUUUUCCGUAUCUUACGAAAGGAAGGUUACCAAGCUACUGUGUGCGAACUUCUCGUGCUGGCGCGCUGACAUUGAGGAAAACUACGAAAUCCUGCGCUUGUUUUCAUCUUUUAUAAUAAAAGUCCCUUCAGGUUUCUCAUCAUGCUGUCUGGAAAGCGUCUGGCUGACAUCGGCUAUCGAACCUUUACCGGCACGAUGCUGCUGCUGACGGUCUACGGAGGCUACCUGUGUGCGAUGCGAGGAUACCGCUACAUGGAGAGGCAGAAACAGCUGCAACUGGCAGCAGAAAACCAGGAUCCUGAAGUCCUCAAAGACUGACCUCAGGUGGACUGCUGUUUUGUUCACAAAUCUGGACAUUUCCCAUUCCUUCCCAUUUUGUUUUUUGUCCAAUUGCUAAAUCAUGAAGAUGUCGAUUCUUUUCGAGGCGUCAGUGAGAUUUCAUUGAACAUGUUCACAAGAAAGAUGUUUUGUUUAUAAAAAACAUCACAAGGCAAAUUAACUAAGAAGAUGUUAUUUGCACCAUGGCCUGUGUAAAAUCUAUGUUGUGAUUGGCAAUGUGUCAGGAAUGAAGAUUGCUUUAAUUGUUUGUACAAUAAUAUAUUAAAUGCCUUCAACAAAU
Messenger RNA from Acanthopagrus latus (yellowfin seabream), 655 nucleotides. Its product is annotated as cytochrome c oxidase assembly protein COX14 homolog. The coding region runs from base 178 to 354 and encodes 58 amino acids. The record is from RefSeq and is a predicted model, not a curated record. NCBI's taxonomy places the organism in Eukaryota, Metazoa, Chordata, Actinopteri, Spariformes, Sparidae. The transcript has 2 exons.